Messenger RNA from Vespula vulgaris, 762 nucleotides. RefSeq lists its product as uncharacterized. The record is from RefSeq and is a predicted model, not a curated record. Bases 129 to 725 code for a protein of 198 amino acids. NCBI's taxonomy places the organism in Eukaryota, Metazoa, Arthropoda, Insecta, Hymenoptera, Vespidae. The transcript is spliced from 4 exons.
UUUGUUUAUAUGUAAAGUAAAAAAACUAUCGUUUAUUAACAAUAUAAUAGAUUAUAAAUAAUCAAGAAUUAAAGUAAAAACGCCAACAAAAAACAUAAAACUUAACCUAAUUAAAAUUUUAUAUAAAAAUGAAGUCAAAGUUUCAGAAAAUCGAAAUAUUUAAUGACUAUUUAGGAUUUACAAAACAGACAGCAUUAGUUUUACGUAGUUUAGGGGGUAAUAAUUUAAUAAAGCCAUGUGAAGAAAGAAAUAUAUCGACUAGUGAAUUGCAUAAACUAACUAAAAAUGAUUUUAUACAAUUAGGUGCUGAUGAAAAUUUGGCAGAACAACUGUUAAAUCGAUUAAAAAUUACAUCAAGAAAUGAUUACGAAAUAAGACCAGGGAUGCAAAACAAAUUUGAAAAUUUCAUUAAUAUGCUUGAAAAUAGUAAGAAACAAUUGAAUUUUAUUGGUAUAUAUAUUGCCUACUGUCGAUUAAGACUUCAGAUGCAACAAAAUAAUUUUUUCAUUGAACCAAAUAAAGGAUUAACUGCUACUUCAGCUUUAUACAUAGCUGUAAUGGAAGCUCUUAAUGAAGUAAAUGAUAUGGAGAAAGCUAUAAAAGAAUUAUAUACUUUAGUUCCAAAGGACACUAAAGCAAAGUCAAAACGUCUCAUUUAUUUCUCUACAUUGUUUGCUGGAUUAGGUUUAGUAGUAUAUUGGACAUUACGUAUACAAAAAGCCUAAAUUUUGUACUAUAUAUUUAAUUUUUUUUUAUACAGAC